This is a messenger RNA of Drosophila serrata, 2620 nucleotides long. RefSeq names its product zinc finger protein D19B (gene D19B). Gene Ontology annotation, molecular function: DNA-binding transcription factor activity, RNA polymerase II-specific; zinc ion binding; sequence-specific DNA binding. Lineage: Eukaryota; Metazoa; Arthropoda; Insecta; Diptera; Drosophilidae. The record is from RefSeq and is a predicted model, not a curated record. Gene Ontology annotation, biological process: regulation of transcription by RNA polymerase II. Gene Ontology annotation, cellular component: nucleus.
GGUCACACUGACAAGUGUUGUAUUCAAUUUUUCACGGCAUAGAAUAUUUAUCUCGGCUGCAGUUUUCCGGAUCUCGGCAAGAUGUCUAUCUCUGACGGCAGAGAGUACUCUAUCCACACCGUGUGCCGCACCUGCCUGUCCGCGCUGGACAACACGGCGGCCUACGACCUCUUCCUGGUGCCCGGCCUGGCCAAGAAGCUGUGUGUGUGCACUUCGCUGUCCGUGGAGCAGGCGGACGGCUUCCCCAAGAACCUGUGCACCCUGUGCUACACCAAGCUAAACGACCUGCACGAGUUCCAGAAGCUGUGCGUGGACUCGGUGCAGAAGUUCCAGGACCUGGUCGCCAGCAACACCUUCGCCUGCCAGACCAACUUUGAUGUGCUCGAUCCCAGCGCCGCGGUGGCCGACUUGCCGGGCGAGGAGGAGGACAACGUCCACUUCGAUCCGCUGCUCAACUCCAAGAUCGAGAUCAUUGAGAACGAGGAGGAUGUCUUCAAGAUGUUGGAAACUGUCGAGAAGGAGGUCGAAGAGGUCGAAAAGGAGGACCUGGAUGUGGAAUUGGAGCAGCCUUUUGCCGAGUUCUCGGCGGAAGACUCUUUCGAAAGUGGCAACGACAAUGAUCAGGAUGCGGACUUCCAACUGAACAGCAGCGACGACGACAUCCCGCUGGCCCAGCGUAGCCGACGAGGAGCCGCCCGCGGGCGCAAACCGAAAGCCAAGACCAAGGCCAAGCAGGACAAGGAAUCCGACGAGUCUAGCUCCUCGGAAGACUCAGAGGAUGGCUCCAGCAAGGGCAAGGCCAAGCGCAAACGGAUUCCAGCGGAUGAGCGCGAUCGACACCGUCUGAUCGACUGCCACAUCUGCCACCAGAAGUUCAAGAAGGCCUUCCGGUACGAGGAUCACAUGAAGCACCAUAACGAUCUCCUGCCCUUCCAGUGCACCGUGGAGAGCUGCAAGAAGGGCUUUACCACCGCCAACGGACUACGCGUCCAUGUGGAGCACGCCCACACAGAUACCUCGGCUAUGCAUCCGUGCACUUACGAGGGCUGCAAUAGGUCCUUCGCCAGGCCCGUGCUGCUCAGCUUCCACAUGAAGCGCGUCCACAAGGUGGACACCCCACAGCGGGACUUCCCCUGUACCGAGUGCGACAAGGUUUUCCGCUGCCCUACCGCCCUCAAAAAGCACAUGUACAAGCACACCGGUGAGGAGCUUCCCUUCGCCUGCGAGAUCUGCGGCAAGCGCUUCCCCAUCAACAGCGUUCUGCGCGACCAUCUCCUCCGCCACGCUGGGAUCAAGAAUCACGUUUGCCCCUACUGUGGAGUAGGCAAGACGACGCGACAGGAGUGGAACAAGCACAUCCUCACACACACCAAGGAGAAGAAGUACGAGUGCCGGCAGUGUGAUCACGCCUCCCACAAUAAACAGGCGCUGGCCAACCACGUCAAGGUGGUGCACGAGAAGCGCAAAGACUUCGCCUGCCAGUACUGCGGAAAGACCUUCGGAAAGUCGCAUGCAUGCAAGAUCCACGAGCGGAGCCACACUGGGGAUAAGUGCUGCGAGUGCAAGAUUUGUGGCAAGGUGUUCCUCUUCGAAAAGGGUCUCACCAAGCAUCUGAAAACGCACGAAAAGCGGGAUCUGCCUAAGACACAACCGCUGAAUCCCCUGAUGGGUGAUGCUGCCGCCACCGCCGCCAGCACAUCGACGAUUGCCAAGCCCAGUCCGCAUCUGCGGGGCCGCGUUGAGCGCGUAGACAUCGCCCAGCUAGCGGGAACGGUGGCCAAUCCGAUUCCCUCGGUCAACCUGCCGUCGUGGUCGCCCCAAGUGAAUUUCACCAAGAAGGAGGGCCAGCACAUCUGCCCCGACUGUGGUAAAGGCUUUAACCACGUGAGCAACAUGAAGCUCCACUACAAGGUGGUGCACCAGAAGGUUAAGGACUUCUGCUGCCGCUUUUGCCCCAAACGGUUCGCCAAGAAGCAGUACCUCCGCCACCACGAGUACAUCCACACGGGCGAGAAGCCGUACGAGUGCAAGGUCUGCGGUAAGCACUUCCGCCAGGAGCAGGUCCUCAAAACGCACAUGAAGGUGCACGACAAGCCACCACGUCCGCCCGGCAAGCCCAAGGAGCCAGCGGGGCCCAAGGCCGAAACCAGCACUUCCGUAAAGCGCCAGCAGCCGAAGAAUUUCGAGCAGUACCAGGAUCCGGCGGCGGAACGGGCGGCCGCCACCGCCGAACUGCUGGCCUACCAAAUCGAGGAGAACGAGACCAAGCGGAAGGCGGAGGCGGAGCUGCGGAAGAUCCAGGAGGCCGCCUUUGAGCAGCUGAACAAGCUACAGAAGCAAACGGGCACGUAUCAGGGAUUCUCUGCCCAAAAGGCCGAAGCCGAGGGCACCUCGACUGACCACCUCAAGCUGGACCACGUCUGAGCGGAAGGAUCAGCACCCCAGCCCGCACCCGAUCCCAUUUACUAUGUGUUUCUGUGAAGGACAUAAGUAUGCGUUAUAGGUCUCUAAGGAUUACCAUCUAGUUUCCGUAAUUUUGCAAUCCUCCUGUCCGCUAUUUUGUAUGUAACUCUACCCCCUUCAGUCUCAGCGGCUUAAGUUUGUAUUUUAUUGUAUUGUA